GUCAGGGAGGGAUCGGGUUUCUAUCUUUGUAUUCUUUGCAGGCUUCCUCACCUCGCUGCACGCAGGAAUCGGCGCCUUGGAGGCGAGUCCGCAGUUUUUCGGCGCUGGUUCCGGCAGGCUUUUCCCUUUUUUUUGGCUCCGCCUUCUACGGAGAUCUUUUCUGCAUCGAGUUUCACGCAGGGAAAUCUCUGUUCUCGCCGAACUUAUGCUUUAACCCCGUCCGGCAGACUCCGCUUCUAGCGCCGUGCAUCUGGACUGCGUUUCUCCGAAUACCAGACUGGUCAGGUUGCGUCUUUGCCCCUCUGUUCUCCCCGUUCACGGCACGUUUGUGGUUCUUCGCGAAUGCCAUCUUUGAUUUUCUAUAAAGGUGUUACCGAAUCGCCGACCAGAGGGUCUGCUGCCUGGCGGAAGUCGCCUUAAAGUCGAACUUUCCAGCAGCGAGGCAGGAAAACUCGCUGAUCGAAAGCGACAAACACCGUUUUUGGGUUCGCGCCGACUCGUGCAUGAACCUCCCGUGGGAAGCCUCUCUUUGCCGUGCACUUCCCACUCGGCAGAGACUUGUUCACGCCGCGUUGUUUGCCCAAAAGACUUUUUCCUCGUAGGCCCCUCUGCUUCUAAGUGCGGUGAAUCCCCAUCGCGUGCAGGGAAAGACACUCGGCCUUUGCUUUCCUAUUUAUCCGGUCGAACAAGGCCGAGCUCUUCUCCCUCUCUCCACCCCCAGCCUGGAGAGUCGCGUCCAGCAGCGUCCUUCUUCAGGCGUACGUACAGCUGGAACCAGACAGCGGUUCCUUCAGUCCUGCGGUGACAGACGUUCCGAGAGCCGUUCGACUUUUUGCUUGGAUUUGUGUCUCCCGUUCCGCGCCAUGUUUGUGUAGCACUCCUCAGCUAAAGGAGUCCCGCUCUGUCGACCACGAGCAGUGGAGUUGUGUGGAGACAGUCUCCUUUUAUCGUCUCGUUCUUCGCUUUCCGCUUCCCCUGGGCUUAUCGGGAGCUCAAGAGUCAAAAAACGAAGAUGGAGGCGAAUCACCGGAGCUCGGCGACGGGCGGGCGUCUCGCCGGCCCUUGCAUGCAUCACCGAGCCACAGAGAAGACAGACAGAAAGAAGGCCGAGGUGUCGCAACUCUUUUCUGAACGUCCUCUCGCGAGAAAGUUGAGUUUUUCGCCUUCUGUCGACGUCGAAACUGAACGCACAACUGCUGCGAGAGACUCUACGUCUCCUCCUUAUCUCGGCACCGCCUGCGACUGCCGAUCCCUGGGACGAGGCCGCCUGUUGUUGUUCAUGUCUUCUUCUGUGUCCUCAAGUUCGUCACAUUUGUCGUCCUCAGAUUCUCUCAUCUCGCCUUCGUCGACUGCUACUUCUCACUCUCUCGUGAAGAGCGCCCGCAAUCUGUCUGUUGACGCAGCAGCGGACGACUGUUUCGUUUCUCCGGUCUCUUCGUUAUGUCUGUCCUUCGUCGAAGCCUCGCGUUCUGGAGACCCGUCUUCUUCUUUGUGCACUCACACCUCUGUUUCCUCUAACGCGCGCAUCUCUUCCCGGUCAGCCGCAGACUCGCUCUCUGCCUCUCCAUCAGAGUCUCCGUCUGUCUCCUUCCUUGCGUCUUCUGCCCCUCCGGCGUUCUCCUUGGCCCGACUGUGUCGAGAGCUUGACGCGUCUGUCGACUCUGAGACGCUCUCGUCGCUGCCGACGCCAUCUUGCAGUUCUCUGCGCGCGCAAUCGCCUGCAGAACUCCUCUUCGGCCUCACGCGUCGCCGGUGGAGAGACACCCGAACGCGUCCUGGUUCUUUCUGCCCUGAGUCGCUUCUUUCUUCUCGCGGUGGAAGAACGAGGCCCCGCCAGGCAAGAGCACGCGAGCUGGUCGCGAGCAAGUACAGGGCAGAGCAAGGAGGAUUGGAGUCGUUCUGCUCUGUCUCCUCCAUUUCGGUGGCGACUGCUCCUCGGCUUCGACUGAAUUCGCGAGGAGACAGGCCUUGCCGUGGCGUUUCGUCCUCUCCUCAAGAGAAACACCUUGGUCAAACGGAGGUUCUUCCUCGCACCUUGAGAGACGCGUCUGCGUCGUUGAGGCGGAGUAACGAGGACGCAUCUUUUCGUCGAACAGUUCUCACUUCCGUUCUGCAAGCCAACAAAAAUGUCACUUCCUGUCUCCCUCCCUGUUAUCGUCUUUCUCGAGUUCUCCUCUUCUCCGUGGUUGCCUUCCUCCUCAUCUACGUCGCCUCCCUCUUCCGUGCGGCCCCCACGGCACCGGGUGUACGUACACUGGGCGAGGCCCCCCAGCUCCGCGCGUUUCACCCGCCUUUCGCCUUCAUGCCGACGCCGUCUUUGCUGUUUGCCAGUGCAGCACGGGACCCUGUACCUUCGUCCUCUUCUUCUGUUUCUUCUGUGGCGUUUAAGGCGAGGCCGGUGGCGCCUUACACCUACGAAGAGAUUUUGAAGGAACUAGGGGAGAUUCAGGAAACCUGCCGUUCUCUGGUGCGAGUCUCCGACUGGGGUCGCGAGUCGGGGCUCUCUGUCUUCAUGAGCCGAUUUUCUUGCGGAACUUCUGACGCGUGUCAACUGCCUCUUGUUGAGGUCGGAGACAUUGACUUUCUCUCUCCAGCUACGCCCACCGUCUUCUUCAGCGGCGCCGUUCACGGAGACGAACGCGCAGGACCGACUGCAGCUGUCGAGCUCGUCCGCUACUUGUGUGCAAGGUACCGACGAGAUGGCGAGGUCACCUUCUUGGUGCGGAACCGGCGAGUGCUCGUCAUGCCCUUUCCGAACGUCCUGGGCUUCGCCUGGAACUUCCGCGAGGAAGCUGGAGUCGACGUCAAUCGAGACUUCCCCUACCAAAGACAGUCCAGCCAGUGCUUCCAAUCUGUCGCGGCGCGAGCAAUCAACGAGGUAUUCCGAUCUCACCUGAUUCUCGGCGGCAUCACCUGGCACGGAGGCAUGCGCGCUGUCGCAUACCCUUGGGGCUCGUAUGACCAUUCUCAGCAGCUAGGAAGAGAUCGGUGGCAGUCGCGCGCUUCGCCAGAUGACGCGGCUUUCAAAUCCCUCGCCCGCGUGCUUCAGCGAGCUGGAGGCCUCGACAAGGAAAAUGGAGACUUCUACUACCCCACAGGGUCGAUGACGAACCUCGUCUAUCCCGUCAGUGGCGGAAUGGAGGACUGGGCCUACGGGGCUUCCUUCGAACCUUCGCCCGACCCCAUUUCUGUCUGCGAACCUGCUCCCUACGAGCUUCCCUCCGCUUCUCUCUCCAGUGCCUCUACAUCUGCUUCCUCCCCUUCCUCUUCUUCUCCUUCUUCUCCUUCUUCUCCUCCCUCUUCUCCUUCUUCGCCUUCAUCUCCUCCCUCGUCUCCUUCUCUUCGUUCGUUUCGGCACCUGUUCAGAGAGAGCACGAAGGCGCGCGCGCAGGGUAGCCGAGCUGCGAGAGAAGAGAAGAACCAGGAAGUCGAACACGCACAAGAAGAGACAGAAGAACAGACAAAAGACGAAGGAGAAGAAGCGUCUCGCGAGAGUCGCCGCCUGUCGGGUGCAGGCAGCAGGCGCGGUGGACACAAACUUCUUUUGCGAGGUGGAGGCGACGAGGAAGACGCGUGGUUGCCGAGGGGUGACGUUCGGGAACGAGACAGUGAAGAGGAAGUUGGGGAGAAUGGAACGGCUUCUGGAGCUGAAGAGAAACAGCGAGAAGGAGAGGUCGAACGGAGGGCGAAGAGCGGAACGGACAGCCUUCAAUCUUCUGAAGAGAGAUGGAAAAUCGACUACAAACAGGGGGCUAAGCGUUACGGAUACCCCGCCUCCAGAAGCGUCUACUCCACCCCAGAUGUUAGCUCGGCUCUCUUCUUAGUUGAAAUGCACGACAACAAAGCUCCUUCUCGCGUCUCGAUGGGUCCUCGCCCGGUGGAUCGCCCGAGCUUGCUUCUACCAGAGGAGGAAGAAGUGGAGACGGACGAAGACGGAGGCGCUGGCGAGAAGAACGACUUUUUGACCAUUAGAAAUGUCCGUCUCGCGUUGAAGUUCAUCGAGAAGGCAAAGCCGGACCUUCUCUUUACGUCGACCCCUCCUUUGUAUCAACCUCCAGGCGCUGUCUCCAUUUUUGCCUUCUACCCCAUCGGGUGCAAUGUGUUGAACGAUGUCGAACUCCAGAUCCGCAGAGGUCGCUGUGAAGAUCUCCUGACCGUCUCUCCUUCUUUUCCUUCUUCGGCCGCUUCUUCGUUUGUGCCGAUGGUGCCGGAGUUGCUGCCUGCGUGGCGGGAAGCCGAGAUGCUGGUUCGGGAGAAGGCGAAGACUUUGCCUGUGCGCUGUCGAGAAGCAGGUGUUUGGGAGCGGAGAGGCAGUGUCUCCGAGGACGCGGACUUGCCCCCAGCGGAGUUUGAGUGGUGGGGAGGCGGUGGCAACAAAGACAUUACGUUGAAUCAGGGCACUGCCGAGCAGAGGCGCAAUCGCGUUGAAAUUCAGUACAAAGUUCCGCCUGAAGCGUUGGACGGGGACUACUGCAGCGUCAUCUUCGCUUCCUUCGACCAGGAUUGGAAAUACCAGCAGAACCCAGAGCCAAAGAUGCCACCCCAGAGCCACAUUGCUCGUCUUCGACUCGAAAACUACCAAGCACGAUCGUCAGAAGGAAACGCCGUCAUCGUAGGACGGAAAACCUGGAUGUACCCUGCGUCUGUCCCUGCACUGUUUCCCGUGGUCGGCCCCGCGGGGUAUCCGCUGAUUGUUCGAGGAGACAACGUCGAAGGCUUUGCCCGCCUUGACUUUCCUCUCGCUGCGUUUCUGCCUUCCUCUGGGCUGAAGCCAAGACAGGACCGGCUUCGAAGAGACGCGUCGGCGUCCGUGCAGCUUUUCUUGAACUUGGGAGGAAACUUCAAUGAGGAACGCUUCCGCUACGAUCCUUUCACCGGCGCCUUCCGCCACCCGAGGGACAAGAACCACGCGCUGUCGAUUCGAAGAGUUGACGUCAGCGUCGGCCUCAGCCGUCCGCUCUCGAGCCUGCCGCCGGGGCGCUUCCUCUUCGCGGUAUUCGCGGACGGAGACCUUCUCCACCACGCUGUAGACCAGUUUCUCUUUCCGGCGUCCUCUCUCGCCUCUUCCUCGCCGUUCCCUCUCUCUUCUGUCUCCUCUGUCGGCGCCCUCUCGGGUCGUGGCUCCAUUGCAGAGCACUCACUUGCCUCCGCGUUGUUGCUGGGCGAGGUGCCGACGGGGCCGCUGGGCCGCUCUGAGCUCGAGAGGCUGCAGCAGACGCGCCUGGUGAACUUCGUCAAGAGGAAGGAACAGCAGAAAAUGAAUUCGCGUCGAUCCUCGCGGCUCUCGUCAGCCUGGUCCCUGCGACUGGCGACUCAGUUGAGACAGCAACAACUGCCCGCCGUCGUCGCUUUUUCUCUGAUCGAUCGGAGAACUGUGCGUGGGCAAGCGGAUGUUCCCUUGACUGCUCUGCUCGGCCGCGCCGUCGUUGCGCAGUGGAUCCCGGACACGCGCUCAGAGCGCGAGAACCAGGGCGGUGCAGAGCUAGAAACGCCGGACAAGAACACAGGGAAGGAGGCGCAAAACGAAGGGAGUCAGGGAACACACCAAAAGGCAACAGAGCAGGCAGAGAAGAAGGGAGAGAGACACGAGGAUGGUGGUAACGAGGGAGCAAGACGAGACGCGCGUUCCUCUGACUCUCUUCUCUCUGGAGCGUCUUCGAGACACCGGCCUUCGCAGUCGGCGCUGGCCGUCGUCGGGUCCUCACUCCACACGCCUACAAUUCUUCACGCAAUCCACGAAAAACUGGCGCCUCUCCCUGCAGAUCCAGCGGAGCGACCAGCCUCUUCGUCCCCACCAUUCGGCGUCACCCUCGUGUGCUUCUUUCGACAGAAAACUGAGACAGAGGGAAGAACGAGGGCGCGCGGACGAGACGCAGAGCGAGAGAACUCAGAAGACAGAACGAAGGGGGAUGCAGGAGAAAGAGAGGAAGCAACAGGUUCGUCGACGAGUCCGAGAGUGGAAGGCGGGGGAGGUACAGGUGAAGAAGGUCGGAGUUUCACAGGAGAAGGGGAGAGUUGGAAAGGGCGUGCAGAGCGAGGGCCGGCAAAAGAGACAGGAGCGAUCGAAGAAAGCGAGAAAGGGAAGGAUACAGGCAAGGAGAGACAGCGAGAGGAACGUUUGCUGGAGCAUAGCGAAAGAAGCGCAGCUCGGACUCUGCUAGGAAACCUCGUCGGGUACCUGCGGCUGAUCUACAGAGUUAACCCCAUCGGAGCACCCAGCAGAAAGCAAGAAAAAGAAGAAGCUCCGGAGAGUGUGACACCGCCGAGCGUUCGCCUCGAAGCUGAACUCUGUGAAACAUCCAUGGGGGUUCCUCCCAAUGCACCACUUUACCUGAGGUUCCACGAAGACUGCUGUCCACCGCUCACGCUUUAUCCUUCCUCGAGACCGAGAUUCAAUUUGGCAGGAGCCGCGAGUGUGCCCCCACAGGCGCAGGGGUUCCUCGGUCGACUCCUGGGCGUCAGCGGUGGCGAGGAAACGACGAAGACGCGGUCUCAGGGAGAAACUCAAGCAACCGGAAGUUGGAUUCUUCCCUCGGAAGCCCAGAGUCUCCUCUCCCUGAGCAACUGCAGAUGUGGACCUGGCACCAUCGUUACCCUCACCACAGAGCCGUCUGCGUCCUACUCGCUUCAUGAGGCUUCGUCGUUUUCGCCCUUCUCCUCGAACAGGUUCUUCCUGCCGCCUGCAGACACAGUGGACUCGCAGCAACGUCGCACGCUGGCGUGUUCGCUGGGCCUCAUUCCCCCGGUUCCUGGAGAGUUCGAUGCGAAAGAGAAGAUAAACACUCCCCGCUUCCCCUUCCCCUUGGUCAGUGCUGCGCCGUCCAUCUCAGCUUCUCCCUUUCUCUCCCGGUUCAUCUGCGGGAACUCUGGCCGCGCCAGCUGGCGCCAGUGGAGUGCGCGGCGGUCGGCUUCGGGUGUACGUACACAGGAGGGCCGCUGGCCGAGGCAGAGGGAAGGCUGGGAGGCGGGAAGCGGACAUGGUGGAUUCGUGUCGUCUGUGGAGGAGAGCGAAGGUGACCGACUGUCGUCUGACGAAGAGUUUGCUGACUUUGUUACGUUCGUCAAUACUCCUGGAGGAACGAGAGAAGGCCGCGACGGACUUCCUUACCACCUGAUUGUCGCCUCCAUCAUAGGUUUGAUCGGACUUGUCUGCAUUGUGUCUCCCUGUCUCAUCUCCGUCUACAACUGCUUCACCUCGAGGCGAGCCUCGAGCGUCGCGCCGCUUCCAGCGCAUCCGCGUGCAGGAAGCACUCCUUUCGACGAGUUCCCUGAGUUCCACUCCGGUGAAGAGACAGAAGAAGGCAGCGGAGCCUCCGGUGUUUCUUUUCCAGCGGGUGAACCGGAUCGCCUCAGGAAUGUGGUGGACGCAUUCGCGAAGGCGCGCGGAGAAGGGAGGGGAGACAGAGCACUGCGGCGGGAAGGAGGGAAGGGGAUCGUUGCAAACAGUAACCUUUUUUCGAGUCGCUUGACCGGAGAGGCAGACACGCUUCACUUACACGAGGCAGGAGACGCCGUUUCGCCAGCUUCGAGGGGACUGUCUGCCGGCAGCGGGAAAGGAGCGAGUUACGAGCCGUUCUUCUCCACCGCGGGAGACGACAGUGAUGAAGACGUGGGUGGCUUCAGCUGAGCGACCGCCGGGAAGCAAACACGGUUUUCAGACCCCGAUCAAGACACCAGAACAAACAAAAGGGCCUCAGAGGAAACAGAACCCAAGCUAGGAACUGAAUCUGGAACUCGUCCGGGACCGUUUGCCCCGAGUGAAGCGAACCAGAGAGAAUCUGGUGGCUCAUUCGAUGAGCGGGCAGACGUGGACGACAGAAAGGGUUGCGAAUAAAGGCGAAGAAACUGGCGUGUAGUUUCGUCGCGUUCUUCAGUAUGAUCACAGGCUAGUAGAGAGAAACGAGCACAUGGUGUUAGGGGUCGAGAGUGGGUCCCAGAACAGUUUCGCGUUUGGUGUCGGUGGAAAUAAACACGCAGAUACAUGGUGUAGCGCCGACGUGGAUGCAUGCCGAAGAAGCGUGAAUUUGUGUAGUAAUCCUGGGUGUUCGUGUGGCAAUUCUAUCCAGUCUUCACCUCUUGAGCCUAUUCUGUGCAUCGCCAUGAGAAGGCGCAGGUAUCUACGCUUUGCCGUGAUAUACGCUGCGAAUUCUUACAUUCCAUACACCGUGGAUGCCGGUUGCGUGUCAGGAAGACAGUUACAUGCACAACUGGACGGGGUACCCAUGUUCCGAAGCUCGCUGCGCACCUCUGCGACUUUCCAUCUCAGCCGAUCGGGAGAAUCGAGAGCCAGAGAGCAGGGUACACAUGCACUGAAGAUUCUUCGGAUGGGCAAUACAGAACACAUGUGAGCGCGAGCGAACUCUUGGUGUAAAGUUCAGUUUUUGCACGCGGGGGGACGAAAUAUGGUAUCGAGGCAGAACUUGAGCACAUCCAAGUCAGGAACGGGGCUUCCAACUCUCUGAAAUACAGUCUGGAACCUUUUGGAUAGUGUCCCCGAUUUGUGCGCUUCAUCAUUUCUCUGUUCGCUUUCUUCUCUCCGCCCUUGCAGCGACAAUUAAGUCGUAUAUUUGGCUGCUUUGUUGUUAUUGCAUCGAUGUUUCGCGCCGGGGGGGGAGGAGGUGGCAUAGGCGCGCCAGUGCUAUACACAGCUAAGUGAAAGCGUUCAUUCUGUUUUGACGUUUAUACUGCUUCUCCGUCGUCCUCUGAGCGCAGUGCUCUGUGGUUGCGCGGUUGGACCGUCGGAAUGUCGAGAACGCCACACAACAGGCAUCCCCAUGAUCCUUUUUCGUGCAUGUCUUGUGAACCUCCGAAAGAUCGACAACUCACACCCUGACCCCCUUACGGAGGAAGGAUAACGACAACCUGUAAAACCGCAAGUACAAAACUUUCGCUUAAAGGCAACACCCCGAUGCUCACUCAUAUUGCACGCCAAUGACCCGAAAUCUCAGGCCGAACCAAUGUAGUGAUCUCGUCUCCCUGACGUGACGAGCGAGCCUUCCUUCACACCACCCUUUGUGGGCGUCCUCGUUGAACAGAUGACCGAACUGCAAAGCAUAACCUACGCAUAUUCCGACGCGAGAUGUCAUCCCAUGUCUGUUUUGGAUCCCGCAUCGCUUCGCGUAUCGGUGUCCGGUUGAGCCGGUAACGGGUCGUCACUAUCGCAAUAAAGACACAAACACAGUUUAGGAAUUUCCGAAGAGUAACAUCACGCGGACACCAAGCAAAUCACGACGCAACACACAUAGAGAGACUAGCGUCGGACAAAGAGAAGCACUCAGAUAGAAUAAACCGCCUGCUCAGCUGAUGGUCUACCAAACCACCGAGUUCUUGCGACCCUCACCGCUCCGCGACCAGACCACCUUCAGACAGUCACCCAUCUCUCGUGCUACGCGGCUGCGACUCCGGAAUAUGUGCCCAGCACGUGAGAUAUCCACGGUUUCCGUUGUCCGCGAGGACGCAAGUGCCUCUUUGUGGGAUCGGAUGUGGACCACUACCAGUGCACGUGAAACAAGCUGGCUAUUUCGCAUCGUAUUUCGUGAAUUGACGCUGUUUCCUGUGCUGGCCUCAGCCCAGUGACGACCCACGACAGCGCCAUCCGCAGUCCGAGAAGGGAGAGGAAGAUUAUCGAUGAUCCAUAACUGCGUGAAUCAAAUCAAAUUCCUACUCAGAUGACAGUGUGAUAAACUAUCCCGCACGGGGAGUAGUCAUGUGUGAGACACCGGUUCGAAUCGCCACUUCAUAUCGUACCUGAAUGGUAGUUUCUACCCUGUUAUUCGGUGUUAAAAGUAUAUUCCAUCCACAACCGGGGGUUGUUAGUAUUUACCACCCGAGAGACAAAAGCCAGACUGGCGCUCGCGCAGAACAACUUGACGCACUGCUGGCCGGUGACGGCAGCCGACAGUAACCAUGCCUACUGGUGGUGGAAGCGUUCGCCAAGUCAUGUGCUCUUGUGCAGGUCGUGCACUGAAUGUGGUCACCGUUGCCGCAGCAGACGAACGACAUCUGAGAGGUUACGCAGAGCCGAUCGGCUGAGCAGAUGGUUCGUCUCUAUUAAUAAUGUGCUUUUAUUUUGACUCGAUCAUCCGUCUGUGUGCGGCCGUGGUCCCGGACGUUCUGCUGUCGCCAGGUGCACAUAUACGCCCCCCAUGAUUUUAGCCCAUGAUAUGGACAACUCACUUGAUCUCUAUGUGCGCCGUAAUUGAGCAUACGUUUUUCGUCGCACACUUGUUGAGUACACCUCAACAGAGACAAGGGGAAUACCCCCUCCUGUCCAAUGAAUGCGCGCUGUUUUUUUCGGUUGUGUGUCAUGGCGGCAUUCGGACACAUGUUUUUGACAGACGAAAGUUGAAAUGGCGUGGCUGUUGGUGAGGCUGUCGUCAAUCAGGUAACGUCAUGAAGCAUGCAGGAGUGUGUAAACGUUGUUGAGUUGCUCGAUGAUGUACGCUGACGCUUUUACGAGGAGUGACGCAUGACUGCUGUACAAGGCACAGUGCCACAACACUGCGGCCGUAUAUUAUGUACUUGCGGUAGUACUAUCAAGCUGGCGUCGCUGGGGGGACUCGUUUGUCUGCCCGGCAAACGGGCUGCGCGAGUGCAACAUUUCCGAGGCGUCGAGGCAUCAGUGCUGCAACACUGCGAAAGACUCAGCAACGGCAUCACGCGGUGUUUGUUGGUGCCUCUGUGAAUCUGAUAUUGUUGAGACGCGACUGUGUCAAGGGGCUCGUGGACGAAGGCGAUUGCUGCGGCCCUCUCGCUCCCGCCGGUCCGUGGUCUUGAUCGGGGAAGCGAGAGUGGAAUAUCGUUAUUUGUGCCGUUAUGGCGCCCGCCGUAGUUAGUAGCGUCGGGUCCGAAUACGAUGUGAGAGAGCACAAGAUGCUGCUCUUGCCAGCGAGAUCUGCUGGACGGAACCGCGUCUCUGUCACUCGCUGGAUAUGCUGUGUUCCCCUCGUACUGGCUGCUUGUUUGCUCUUGGCAUCGCUGCGCGACGAAAUAUGUUCGGGACCGUCAGCGCAGUCUGGUGCAUUGCUUCGUGACUGGACAACUGGUGUGCAGAAGGCGCCGGCCGUUCUCUGUAUAGAGGCGGCGCCUCUGACACGUGCGCCAGCAGUGGGAGAUGGCCGUGUACAGGAGGACUCUGGUGACCCUCCUUCGGAGUCUGCCGAAGUGGUGGCAGUGAGUGAAGACGAAGAUGCUUCACCGCGUAGCGAGCUAGAAGCACUGCGUACAACAUCGGAGCUUGUCCGGGGUUUGUCUGAUUACUCAGCCAUUCGUCGCGUGGGCCAUGUAUUGUUGGCUCUGUCAAUGCUUUUUCAGUGCAUGUCUAGGCCUCGAACGGAUAUCUGGCGUUCACCGCAGCCCAUGCCUGGCAGCGCUGUGCCGUUUGUAGCUUGGGGAGUGUUUUAUGCAGGACUUGAGGUGUGGAGAGUAUGGGAGACGUUGAGGUUGUCCCGGGACCUUGCUCAGGCAAAGCGCGCUAUAACACUGCGGAGGGGAGACAUCUCAGAGCGACGCCGAAAGCGGAAACAACUCGAGGCGUCUGCCGUGGAGGCGGCAGCCACGUUCAUUACGUAUGAUUAUCUGUUCUGAGUAAUAAAACGU
Molecule: messenger RNA, 11598 nt
Organism: Toxoplasma gondii ME49
Lineage: Eukaryota; Apicomplexa; Conoidasida; Eucoccidiorida; Sarcocystidae
Product: zinc carboxypeptidase, putative
Exons: 17
Coding region: 1013-7627 (2204 amino acids)
Biological process (GO): proteolysis
Molecular function (GO): metallocarboxypeptidase activity; zinc ion binding
Source: RefSeq, a predicted model, not a curated record